UGCAACCCAGUGCCCAACCGCACACCAGCUGACAGAGGGGGAACAUGAAAGUUUGCAGCCUGGGGCUUUCCUGUAACAGAUUUGGAAUCGGCGUUUUUUUCAGCUUUCCUAGCCAUUCAUGUUCCAGUGAAGUAGUGAUGAAAAAUUGGACUUCUACCAGCUGGUCUUAGGACAUGGUACUCCGAAUCUUAACUUCAGAUGUAUCUCGGUAGCUGGAUCGUCCCUUUUUUUUAUAGACAAGUUGGAAAAGAACAGAGACUAGUCAGGUUUCUUGCAUUUCAGAUACACCUUGUAUGCUGUAUGACGAAGGCAUUGGAUCAAUAUCAGAAAAUAAGCAGCAGUUUCUUGUGGAACGCAACCAACUUCAUUAGUUCAGAGGUUUACAGAUUUUAUGGUGCAACCGAUGCUGAGAUAGAUGGUGCAGUAAUGAUGACAACGUUUUCAAAGACAACAGACACCAGUCUUCAUGUUGCGAACAAACGCAUGCAUUCUUUAAUAACAAUUGCUUCAGUAUGUAUUUUGGGCCAAAUGCGUCUCGCUGGUUAGCCUGCUGGUCUGUAAACCUGAGAGUCCUUUGUUCGCGUCUCUUUUCCGCAAAAUCACGCUGUACACCAUGAAAUACUGGAUGCGCUGUAACAGUAACUGUUCAAUUCCACUAUUCGAUUAGAUCAACCUGGAAGUUGGCGGUGACUGCUGUUGUUUUUAGUCUAGUCUAUUAGUUCAAAACUCGU
Molecule: messenger RNA, 731 nt
Organism: Limulus polyphemus (Atlantic horseshoe crab)
Lineage: Eukaryota; Metazoa; Arthropoda; Merostomata; Xiphosura; Limulidae
Exons: 5
Coding region: 199-546 (115 amino acids)
Source: RefSeq, a predicted model, not a curated record